Molecule: messenger RNA, 2887 nt
Organism: Xenopus laevis (African clawed frog)
Lineage: Eukaryota; Metazoa; Chordata; Amphibia; Anura; Pipidae
Gene: ca13.L
Product: carbonic anhydrase XIII L homeolog
Cellular component (GO): cytoplasm; cytosol
Molecular function (GO): zinc ion binding; carbonate dehydratase activity
Source: RefSeq, marked provisional
AGCAACUUUAGAACAAGGUUACAGUGAAAGAACUGAGCAAAGAGGAGACCCUGGUACAACUCUAACAUGAUGCAUCAGUGGGGAUAUGAAGAUCACAAUGGUCCAGACGUGUGGCAGGACCUGUUCCCACUUGCCAACGGCGAUCGCCAAUCUCCGAUCAAUAUAAUAACAAAAGAUGCCCUCUAUGACCCCUCACUGCAGCCCCUCCUGGUUGAUUAUGAUCCUCACUCUGCUAAGGUUAUCAGUAACAGCGGCCAUACAGUCGCCGUGGAGUUUGAUGAUGGGGAUGAUAGCUCAGUGGUCAGGGGAGGCCCACUCAUGGGAAACUACAGACUACGUCAGUUACAUUUUCACUGGGGGCCCAGCGAUGACCAUGGCUCUGAACACAAGGUGGAUGGCGUGGACUAUGCAGCUGAGCUGCAUAUUGUCCACUGGAAUUCAGAAAAGUUCUCCAGUUUUGUUAAGGCAGCUUGUGCACCAGAUGGACUAGCGGUACUGGGGGUGUUUCUAAAGGUUGGUGAGCCGAACAGAUACAUUGAGAAGAUAACAGAUACUUUCGGCGCCAUCAGAUCUAAGGGUAAACAGUCUCCAUUUACAAACUUUGACCCAUCGUGCCUUCUCCCUGCCUCCAUGGAUUUUUGGACCUACCCAGGAUCUCUAACUGUUCCACCACUUCUAGAGAGUGUCGUAUGGACUGUUCUGAAAGACCCAAUAUCUAUUAGUUGUGAACAGCUGGCCAUGUUCCGCAGCCUCUUGUCAACCAAAGAGACAGCAGGAAUAGAAUCGUGCUGCAUGACAACCAACCAUCGCCCAGUUCAGCCACUCAAGAACCGGAAAGUCAGGGCAUCGUUCCUUUAGAUCACUUCAAGUGCUUUGCUGAAGUGUUUAUGCUUGUUGUAGGUGUCUUUAGCUUCAAGUACAAUAUAUGACGUAAAGUAUGGACACAUUUUUUAAUGACAGAUUGGCUAUUUAAACCACAGCUGUCAUUGCAGAUACAGGAGCCACAACAUCGUACAAAGACAUUCUUGAUAAUUCAGUGCUUCCAUCUUUGUUGACAAGAGUUUAAUGAAGGCAAUCUUCUAUUUCAGCACAAUAAUCCCCCCAUGCACAAAGUAAGGUCUGUACAGAAUGGAUUUGUUGAGAUGGAAGAACAUAGCUCGUCUAACCUCAGCACAUGGAACACCUUUUGGAUGAACUAAAACUCAGAUAUGAGUCAGGUCUGAUCGCCAACAUCAAUAGAUUUGGAAACAAAUUCCACCACCAAAAUUACAAAAUCUAGUGGAAAGUAGAGAGUAUAAACUGUUCUGGCAACAGAGAGGGUACUAACUUCAUAUUUAGAUGCUUGGUAUAAGAAUGAGAUGUUGGACAGACAGUUGUUGAAGGGGCAAAUGUACAAAAUUGCGCCAGCGACGGCUUAGCUGACAUCGCAACACUUCGCCAGGACAACAUUUAUUAAUGAAAAUCCGAAGUUGCGUCCAGGGCGAAGUUGUGCUAGCGUUACUGCGGCAAGCAAAGCGAAGUUACGAUAGCAUUGGCUAAUUUGCAUACGGUGGGACGUUAAAGUUCAAUGGACAUAUAUGUUGCAGCCAAUACAUUACACUACACAAGCCCAGGGAACCUUAAUAAAAUAAACUAGAGUUGUUAUAUUGCCCUACACAUGAUCCCAUGUGCCAUAUUUUAGGAAAUGUAGGGGGGAAGCCGGAUACCCCAAAAAAAAUUACGAUCUUUUGUAGCCUAUCACCCUGAGCUGGCGAAGGCAAGUCUGGCGCAAGAGGUAACGUCCAGUCAAAUUUCAAUCUUAGUGAAUUAGCAAACUUACGUUUGUUCGCCAGAGCGCAACGUCGCCUGGCGUUAGGGUGCGAAGUGCCGCUAGAGUCUAUCUCCUUCGCUAGUGAAGUUACGCCAGCGCCCGUUAGUAAAUCGGCGAAGUUCCGAAAUGACGUUACGCUGGCAAAUCUUUGCCACCGUUAGCCCUUUAGUAAAUUUCCCACCCGAAUAUAUUUGGCCAUAUAGUGUAUAUGUAAUUAGUUUGAAAACAUUUUCUGCAGUAUUACUUAAAACAUUUAACUGGUACUCUAUUAAGACAACCCAGAGGCCAAUAACCCUUUUGCGCACUAACUCAUCUAGCUACCUAGACUUGGAUGGGAUAAAUGGAAUGUGUUGCAUUAGAGGCUCAUUUUGCAUAACCCCAGUUAUAACAUGUUUAUAUCUUGUUACUUUUGUUAUAGUUAUUUUAGUAUUUUUUCAACCUAAUGAUUUUAAAAUACUAAAAUUAUCCACUUCUAAUUGGUUCAACAGAGGUGGUGAUUUUCCUUCAUCUUCCACUUUCACAAUAUGUAAAAUUCCCUAUGUGGCCUUGUGUAUUGAGAGGCCUUGUUGGUCAAUGCCACAUUCCAUUGUUUGAGAGGUAAUGACCAGAAGGUAUAUAGGUAUAUACGUAGUACUACGUACAUAGUCAUCUUGGUCAGGAACGUUUAGAGCUUUUUAUCCUUUUUGAUAAUUGUAUAUUUUUUCUAAUGUAUCAGCUCUGCGUAUUCUUUUAUACUGGUGCAGAUAUGGCCAAAUAAACAUUGAUUUUAAUAUAUGUGUGAAACAAAACUUCUCUUUUUGCUUGUUUAAGACCUUUGGCCAGUGCUUGCUUGUACUGUAUCAGUCAUAACAGCUAUUCAAAAUACUUAUAUAAGUCAACCACUUUGCAACAUAGGCUGCUUAUUUAUUGCAUUUUCAGUUCUGUGUAGGUGUUGUUCACCUGUUUCUGUCCGUAAAACCUAUUUGCCAAGCUCCAAAUUAUUAUUUUAUGAUAUUUUAUUAUCCAAUAAUACAGAUUUCUAAAAAUGAUUUCCUUGUAUUCUGUAAUAAUAAAACAGUAGCUUGUACUUGAUCCAAA